AUGAACGCACUUCGAAGGGCAUCCCUCAGCAAGCCCGAGGAGGCUGGCAAGGCAUGGCCUGCUAUCGCCAUCGGCUUGUUUGUCGCCUUUGGUGGUGUUCUCUACGGUUAUGACACAGGUACCAUCUCUGGUAUUUUGGCCAUGCCCUACUGGCAGCGACUCUUCAGCACAGGCUACACAGACUCCAAGGGCAACCCCAACAUCACAACGGGCCAAGAGUCCAGUAUCGUCUCCAUCCUCUCAGCCGGUACAUUCUUCGGCGCUCUCUCCUCUCCAUUCAUGACUGAUUACAUCGGUCGUCGUCCCGGUCUCAUGAUCGCCACUUGGGUGUUUAACCUCGGUGUUGCUCUUCAAACUGCUGCUACUGCUAUCCCCAUGUUUUUGGCUGGUCGAUUCUUCGCCGGUUUUGGUGUUGGUCAAAUUUCCGCUAUUAUCCCCCUGUACCAGUCUGAGACAGCUCCAAAGUGGAUUCGAGGUGCCAUCGUCGGUUCAUACCAAUGGGCCAUCACAAUCGGUCUCCUCCUCGCCGCCAUCGUAAACAACGCCACGGGCAAGCGCAACGACACCGGCUCAUACCGUAUCCCUAUCGCCGUUCAAUUCGCCUACUCCCUCGUCCUCUUCGGUGGCAUGAUCAUCCUCCCCGAAACACCCCGAUUCCUCAUCAAGAAAGACCGUCACGAGGAUGCUUCUCGCGCUCUCUCCAAGAUCCGUCGUCUCUCUCCUGAUCAUCCUGCUGUUCAGGCUGAGCUCAGCGAGAUCAAGGCGAACCACGACCAUGAGAUGAGCCUCGGAACAUCUUCAUACAUUGACUGCUUCAAGCCUCCUAUUCUGAAGCGCCAGUUCACUGGCUGUGCUCUCCAGGCUCUUCAGCAGCUCACUGGUAUCAACUUCAUCUUCUACUACGGUACCAAGUACUUCGAGAACUCGGGUAUUUCUAGCGGUUUCACCAUUUCCAUGAUCACAUCAGCCAUCAACGUCGCUUCCACAUUACCUGGAAUGUACGCCAUUGACAAGUGGGGUCGUCGUCCUCUUCUCCUCUGGGGUGCCAUCGGCAUGUGUGUCUCUCAGUUCAUCGUCGCUAUGUGCGGUACCUUCUCCACCGGCCAAGAUAGCGCUGGAGUGAUCUUCGUCAAGAGUUUGGCUGGCCAGAGGGCUGCUGUCUCUUUCGUCUGUAUCUACAUCUUCUUCUUCGCCUCAACCUGGGGCCCCCUGGCUUGGGUCGUCACUGGCGAGAUCUUCCCUCUCCAGACCCGUGCCAAGUCCCUCAGUAUGACCACAGCAACCAACUGGCUCUUCAACUGGGCCAUCGCCUACUCCACCCCCUACCUCGUCGACUACGGUUCCGGCAAGGCCAACCUCCAGUCUAAGAUCUUCUUCAUCUGGUUCGGCUGCUGUUUCCUGUGCAUCGCCUUCGUCUACUUCUUCAUCUACGAGACCAAGGGCCUCUCCCUUGAGGAGGUUGAUCAGCUCUACGACGAAGUCACCGUUGCCAGCAAGUCUAUCGGGUGGAAGCCCCAUGACACCUGGGAGCACCGCAACAGUGUUGCUGGGGCUGGUAACAAGAUGUUCAACGAGGGUCAUGAGCAGGGCGAGGUUUCUCACACUGAGAAGAAUGAGGUUUAAAGAAAUAGAAUCUUGUAAUGAUAUUGAUUGAUGAGGAAGAUGUUGGUGGGAUUACCGAAUUUGGACGUUCUGCUGGUCGGCGCUCCACAUGAGCCGACCAGAUCGGCCCCACACGGUCGGAAGUCUACAAUUAUGAGAUGAAUAGCUGAUAUCCAUGAAUUUAUUACUUUGUUC
This is a messenger RNA of Fusarium redolens, 1797 nucleotides long. RefSeq names its product general substrate transporter. Bases 1 to 1623 code for a protein of 540 amino acids. The transcript has 4 exons. Gene Ontology annotation, molecular function: carbohydrate:proton symporter activity. The record is from RefSeq and is a predicted model, not a curated record. Gene Ontology annotation, biological process: carbohydrate transport; transmembrane transport. Gene Ontology annotation, cellular component: membrane. NCBI's taxonomy places the organism in Eukaryota, Fungi, Ascomycota, Sordariomycetes, Hypocreales, Nectriaceae.